AUGCGAUCUUUCCUCUCCUUCGUACCCCUGCUCGCCCACUCGGCCGCGGCAGGAGUCAUCCACGCAAGAGCAAGUGCAUCCGGGUCCUCGAACGCAGCAGCAGUCACUGCCGCCGCGACAACGGGCAAUCCAUUCUCGGGAUACCAGCUCUACGCAAACUCGUACUACUCCUCCGAGGUGUAUACCUCCGCUAUACCCUCCAUGACUGGUGCCGCGCAAGCAGCGGCGAGUUCGGCAGCGGUUGUACCGUCGUUCUUCUGGCUUGACACGGCUGAUAAAGUGUCCACGAUGGGCGACUUCCUCGCGGACAUCCAAUCUAAGAAUUCUGCUGGCGCGAGCCCGCCUUAUGCGGGUCAAUUCGUGGUUUACGAUUUACCGGAUCGGGAUUGUGCCGCGCUGGCGAGUAACGGCGAAUACUCGAUUGCGGAUGACGGUGUGACCAAGUAUAAGGCUUAUAUCGAUUCUAUCAAGGCUGUUCUUACGACAUACUCUGAUGUCCAGACUAUUCUCGUUAUCGAACCCGACAGUCUUGCUAACCUGGUUACUAACCUGAACGUCGCUAAAUGCGCAAACGCAUACGACGCAUACCUUGAAGGUGUCAACUACGCCUUGACACAGCUCAACCUGGCUAAUGUGGCGAUGUACAUUGAUGCUGGACACGCCGGCUGGCUAGGCUGGGACGCAAAUCUAAGUCCCGCAGCUACACUCUUCGCUUCAGUUUAUAACAACGCUUCCCAGCCAGCAUCACUCCGCGGUCUAGCUACCAACGUUGCAAACUAUAAUGGCUGGUCCCUGGAUUCGUGUCCCUCGUAUACGUCUGGUGAUUCGAACUGCGAUGAGAAGAAAUACGUUAAUGCGAUUGCCCCCUUGCUGCAGAGCGCGGGUUGGGAUGCGCAUUUUAUUACUGAUACCGGCCGAAACGGCGUCCAGCCAACUCAACAAAGUGCCUGGGGAGACUGGUGCAACGUCAAGGGCACUGGUUUCGGCGUUCGACCCACGACUGACACGGGAGAUGAUUUGGAAGAUGCUUUUGUCUGGGUUAAGCCCGGUGGUGAGAGUGAUGGGACUUCGGAUUCUUCUUCUGCGAGAUACGAUGCGCACUGUGGAUACAGUGAUGCGCUGCAGCCUGCUCCCGAGGCGGGAACUUGGUUCCAGGCCUAUUUCGAACAGUUGGUUGAGAAUGCGAAUCCCUCGUUUUGA
Penicillium cataractarum is the source of this 1200-nucleotide messenger RNA. RefSeq names its product glycoside hydrolase family 6 protein. Bases 1 to 1200 code for a protein of 399 amino acids. Gene Ontology annotation, biological process: cellulose catabolic process. Gene Ontology annotation, molecular function: hydrolase activity, hydrolyzing O-glycosyl compounds. The record is from RefSeq and is a predicted model, not a curated record. The transcript is spliced from 6 exons. Lineage: Eukaryota; Fungi; Ascomycota; Eurotiomycetes; Eurotiales; Aspergillaceae.